AUGAAUAGAGGUCUCUUCCUCCGCAUUGUGAAUGCUCUAGGUGAGUGGUCUCCCUAUUUCACUUAUAGGGCAGAUUGUUCUGGUAGAAUAGGGCUCUCGCCAUUGCAAAAGUGUACAGCAGCCAUGCGCAUGCUAGCCUAUGGCACCCCUGCAGACGCACUUGAUGAGUACUUGAAGAUUGGGAAGUGCACUGCAUUAGAGUGUUUGGACAAGUUUGCAAAGGGGGUGAUUCAGGUUUUUGGUGGGGAGUACUUGCGACGCCCCACACGGGAGGAUGUUGAGCGUCUUCUUCAGGUUAACGAGUCUCGAGGUUUUCCUGGAAUGCUAGGAAGUAUUGAUUGCAUGCAUUGGCGAUGGGAGAAGUGUCCUCUUGCAUGGAGGGGGCAAUUCACCCGCGGCGAUUAUGGAGUACCAACGAUGAUCCUAGAAGCCGUUGCUUCCCAGGACCUUCGUAUUUGGCAUGCUUUUUUUGGAGUUGCUGGGUCAAAUAAUGAUCUGAAUGUGCUCAAUCAAUCCCCACUUUUUUUUGAUGCACUGAAAGGAGAAGCCCCUCAAGUCCAAUUUUAUGUCAAUGGGAAUGAGUAUACCAUAGGUUACUACCUUGCUGAUGGUAUAUACCCAGAAUGGGCUGCCUUCAUGAAGACUAUACCACUUCCCCAAAUAGAGAAGCACAAGUUGUUUGCCCAGAAGCAAGAAGGGGCAAGGAAAGAUGUUGAGCGCGCUUUGAGGGUAUUACAGUCCCAUUUUACCUUUGUCCGUCGGCCUGCACGUCUAUGGAAGAGAAAGAGUGUUGGAAGGAUCAUGAGGGCUUGUGUGAUUCUCCACAAUAUGAUAAUCGAAGAUGAGAGAGAGCAGGCAAAAAUUCAUAUUGACUUGAAUGAGAUUCCGGGGGCUUCAUUUGCUCUACCUCCCGAAGUGAAUGUUGGUGAUAAUCUAUGUUUUGCAGAUGUGUUGCGUAGAAAAGCUACUAUUCGUGCUCGUCCACAGCAUGCCCAACUUAAAAGUGAUUUAGUCGAGCAUAUCUGGAGUGAGCUGUGA
Triticum dicoccoides is the source of this 1038-nucleotide messenger RNA. RefSeq lists its product as uncharacterized. The transcript has 2 exons. NCBI's taxonomy places the organism in Eukaryota, Viridiplantae, Streptophyta, Magnoliopsida, Poales, Poaceae. The record is from RefSeq and is a predicted model, not a curated record. Bases 1 to 1038 code for a protein of 345 amino acids.